Messenger RNA from Phymastichus coffea, 501 nucleotides. RefSeq lists its product as uncharacterized. The record is from RefSeq and is a predicted model, not a curated record. The coding region runs from base 126 to 500 and encodes 124 amino acids. NCBI's taxonomy places the organism in Eukaryota, Metazoa, Arthropoda, Insecta, Hymenoptera, Eulophidae. The transcript has 2 exons.
ACCAUAAGGGACGCGGAUCAGAAUCUAAUUCCACGAAUAAAAUCUUUUAUCCUCAGUAUCUCCUUUUACCAGUAUAUUUGGUAGUCGCAUAUAUAUUCGACGCUUUUUCGCUAACAAUCGUUAAGAUGGAAAAUCACACCAAUAAUAAGAGAUGUCGAGUUAAAUAUAUAGAAGGAGAGAAGCAAGGAGAAUGUGAUACAGUUUGUUCUAGUAGAAUUAAAAAUCACGAUUUUAAAAAUUGCGUUUUCCAAAAGAAUUUGAAGUACAAAUUAAUGGAGGAAACUGAUGAAACAAAAAUUACAAGAGUCCAAAUAAUAUUUGUAACCGAAACCCAAAAAGAAAUGGAUAAAAAGCUUGAAACGACAAGGAUUGUAUCUGCUCCAGCUAAAUUACUUGAAUCAGAUCAAGCAAGUGACAGCGACAACAAGAUUGCUCCAUGUCAAAGUACAAGCAGAAAUAAUAAAACUAGAUCUACUUUCAAGGUAAUAAUUUAUAGAUAAU